Messenger RNA from Wasmannia auropunctata (little fire ant), 838 nucleotides. RefSeq names its product acyl-CoA-binding domain-containing protein 6-like. The record is from RefSeq and is a predicted model, not a curated record. NCBI's taxonomy places the organism in Eukaryota, Metazoa, Arthropoda, Insecta, Hymenoptera, Formicidae. The coding region runs from base 18 to 740 and encodes 240 amino acids. The transcript has a single exon. Gene Ontology annotation, molecular function: fatty-acyl-CoA binding; protein binding.
UGUCCGAAACGAGAACGAUGGCCGAGAGCGAUUUGGAGAGCGAGUCCUUGACCGAUCUAGAGGAGACCUUCGACAGGGCUAGCAAAUAUCUGCAGACGUCGGUGUCGGAAUUAGAUUCAGGUCAGCUGCUUGCGCUCUACGGUCUGUACAAACAGGCGACCGUGGGCCCGUGCGACAUCCCGAGGCCCAACUGGUAUCAGGUGCAGGCCAAGCACAAGUGGGAGGCAUGGAAGAAUCUCGGUGACAUGAGCCGCGAGACCGCGAUGGCGAAUUACAUCAACGGGAUCGAGAGGAUAAACCCGUUGUGGGAGGGGGAGGAGGCGAAAGCCGAGACAUCAAAAUGGUUCGUCUUCAGCAAGUUGUCGUACGACAGCGUGAAACUGAACGACGAGGACAAGACGUUCCUGGAUUGGAUCAAGGAGGGCAACGAGGCGAAGGUGCGAGAAUUUGUGAGCGGCGAGCCCGCGCUCGUCAACACGCCCGACGAGGAGGGCAUGCAUCCCAUACACUGGGCCGCGGACCGCGGCUACCUCGGGAUCCUGGAUUGCUUGAUUAAGAACGGCGCGAAUGUAAACUCGCGGGAUCAGUACGGGCAGACGGCCCUACACUACGUGGUAAGUUGCGAUCACGUGGACGUGGUCAAGUACUUGCUCUCGAUCGGAGCUCAGUCGAAUAUACCGGAUAACGAUGGUGUGACGCCCAAAGAAAUCGCGAACGAGCAGAUCGCAGCUCUUUUAUAAAUGCCACACACAUGCUGUAUGUACACAAGCACUCACUGCGUUUACAAUUGUUAAUUCUGUUUGCAUAUAUAAAUAAAUCCAGAUAUACCGAUAAUCUC